CAGCUAUCAACAAGCGACGACAGUGGGUGUGUCACUCAUCCAUUGACCUCUCAUCCCAGUUAUCUCCGGCAAGCCGGUGAAACCACCACCGUCGUCAUCGCCAUGGCAGAUUCCGAUGCUGCCGCCACUCGCCCUGUCAAAAUUAUCGCAGGCGCCGACGCCUUUGGCUGUUCUCUCAAAGACGCUUUAGUCUCCCAUUUACGUUCCCUUAACAUUGACGUCGAAGAUCUCGGUACCUCCUCUUACUACUCAAUAGCAGCCGAGGUCGGUCGCCGCGUUUCCGAUUCUUCGUCUUCCUCCUCCCCCUCCCCUGAUAUUCGUGGCCUUGUUGCCUGUGGCACUGGCGCCGGCGUCUCAAUCUUCGCCAACAAAUUCCCGGGGGUCUUUGCCGCCACUUGCCUCAACCCCUCUGACGCUCGCAAUGCUCGCUCCAUCAACAAUUCCAAUGUCCUCGCCGUCUCCGGCACGUCCACCUCCCCUGAAUCGGCCGUUGAAAUUCUGGAUACCUGGCUCAAUACUCCUUUCAAAUCCCCAUGCCCUGCAUCUGACAACAAGCCAUGGCCUGAUGAAAUUCAAUCGUUUCUCGACAACGCGCUGGUGGAGAUGCCCAAGAUUGGGGAGGCAGCGCCAGUGGUGGAUACCUGUGCGGUUUGUUGUUUGGUGAAGAACCGAGAACUGAAUCCGAUUGAUAUGAUUCCAGGUGGAUCGAUGAAGAUUCUGAGAGAAACCCCCACGUCGGCUUUUGUGAAGUUCAAGGCGGGGAGCGUGGAGCCGGCGCAUCACCACACCUUUGGUCACGAUUUGGUGGUGAUCGAGGGCAAGAAAAGCGUCUGGAAUUUGAGCAAGAAGGAGAGAUACGAUUUGACUGUUGGGGAUUACCUGUUCACUCCGCCUGGGGAUGUGCAUAGAGUGAAAUACUACGAGGACACUGAAUUUUUCAUCAAGUGGGAUGGCCACUGGGAUAUGUUCUUUGACGAGGAUCUUGACACCGCUAGAAACACCAUUGACAAGGAGAUCGCCGAUAAGCCUCCGGAAUUCUAAUGAAAGUUAUGGCUUUCCAUACAAGGAGUUUUGCCGAUGAGCACCAUGGACUCUAGAAGCUAUGACACUCUCUUCGGAGACAGUCCGCCGCUUAUGAACCGGGGCUCAAAUGAUGAUCGUGCCGGAUAGGAUGUGUUGUAUGAUGCAUUAGUCGCUCUUGCUGUGUUUUCUUCUCAUUUUCGCUUUUUGUAACCGAAAUAAUAAAUGUUGUUUCAUCGUUGCUUUGAGGCUGCCCCUUGUUUUCUCUUAUUUGCCUGCAUUUGUGUUCUGCCAAGUCCCAAGGUCAAGUCGUUCGUUCCAAACAAUUUAAUUCUGUUGUUAUUAUUAGCAAAAAUUAAUGUUUUCGUCCUUCAAA
Messenger RNA from Neltuma alba, 1396 nucleotides. RefSeq names its product DNA damage-repair/toleration protein DRT102-like. The transcript has a single exon. Bases 103 to 1041 code for a protein of 312 amino acids. Gene Ontology annotation, biological process: carbohydrate metabolic process. Gene Ontology annotation, molecular function: isomerase activity. NCBI's taxonomy places the organism in Eukaryota, Viridiplantae, Streptophyta, Magnoliopsida, Fabales, Fabaceae. The record is from RefSeq and is a predicted model, not a curated record.